Molecule: messenger RNA, 1440 nt
Organism: Lethenteron reissneri (Far Eastern brook lamprey)
Lineage: Eukaryota; Metazoa; Chordata; Hyperoartia; Petromyzontiformes; Petromyzontidae
Product: prolyl 4-hydroxylase subunit alpha-1-like
Cellular component (GO): endoplasmic reticulum
Molecular function (GO): procollagen-proline 4-dioxygenase activity; protein binding
Source: RefSeq, a predicted model, not a curated record
CCAUUGCUCAGUCGCUUCAGGUCACGCAUCAGCAGACAGCAAGAAGCAGGCAACAGUCAGCAAUCAGCAGGCGUUGGCUUCGUGUGAACUCUUCCGAAGACGGCGCGCGGGCGAUCGGGACUUCUAUUCGGAGUUGGCCAUCAUGCUUCGGCUGUUGCUGCUUGUGCUGGUGGUUCGGCCUGCACUGAUGGAGGUGUUCACAUCAAUAGGACACAUGAGCGAGCUGCUCGACACCGAAUCGGACCUCCUGCGCGCUCUCGACUCGUACAUCGCCGAGCAACAGAGACGCCUGCACAGCCUGAGAGCGUGGGCGGAGUCUAUACAGGAAGUCCGCCGCGCCGCGACCCUUGACCCGGAAGGGUUCCUGGGCAAUCCGGUCAACGCCUACCGGCUACUCAAGCGGCUGGGGCAGCAGUGGCGGACGCUGGACGACACGGCCAUCAUGAACCCGGCCACAGAGUUCCUAGCGAACAUAUCUGCCCAGCGUCUGCGGCUGCCCACCGAGGAGGAUGUGACCGGGGCAGCCAAGGCCCUGAUGCGUCUCCAGGACACGUACAGGCUGAGCACGCGCGACAUCGCAGACAGGAACCUACCAGGCGCGAUGUAUCGUGACGCUCUGUCUGCCCGCGACUGCUACGACCUGGGCCGCGUCGACUACACGGAGGGCGACUACCGCCACACGCAGCUCUGGAUGCGGCAGGCGCUGCGCAUGAUGCACCGAGGAGGAGGAGGAGGGGGAGGGGAGAGACGUGGGGCGGAGGGCGGAGAGGCGGAGGAGACACCGGGGGGUGGAGGAUCAGCGGUGGAGGGGGUGGAGUGGCUAACGGGGGCGGUGGUGGUGGACGAGGUGGACGUCUUGGACCACCUGAGCUUCGUGGCGUUUCAGCAGGGCAAGACGGAGGAAGCGUACGCGCUCACGAAGCGGCUGGUCAAGCUGGACCCGUCUCACGAGUGUGCCCAGGGGAACCUCGACUACUUCUCCCGGGCGCUGUCCGCCAAGCGGAAGGGCGACGACGAAUCUCACCUCCUCACCACCGGCAUCCGCAGCGACUCCUCAUCCUCCUCGUCGUCAUCGAAGAGGAGGAGGAAGGACACGAUGGGGGGAGAGAGACUCGGGGAGGAGGAAGUGGAGGUGGAAGAGGAAGUGGAUGAGGAGGUGGACGAUGGAAAAAGUGCAAGCUACAUGAAGCUGUGUCGGGGAGAGGGGAUCAAGAUGGCAGCACCAAUGUAGGAGACACUCUGCCUUCGGGGCAGCUCUCCAACGUGCCGUGGAGAUGCACCGGCGUGCGCUACACCAACAACGAGGCGUACUUCGACGUGAUAGAGGAGGUGGAUGUCAUCAUUGAUCGCUCUGGCUCCACGGUGACGGCUGAGAUUCAGGGCGUGAUUGACGCCUGUGUGAAGCUCACGGGGAUGCCUGACCUCACACUCUCCUUCAUG